This is a messenger RNA of Auanema sp. JU1783, 1191 nucleotides long. Lineage: Eukaryota; Metazoa; Nematoda; Chromadorea; Rhabditida; Rhabditidae. The record is from the annotation of a GenBank genome assembly.
AUGGAUUUAAAUUUCACUGAUAUAUCUGAUGAUGAUGAUAUUGAAAAUUCAGGUCCUAAUUACGCAAAAAUCAUCAAAGAGGCAACCGUAAGGAAGCCACUCACACAAACCAAUAAUAUAUUGCAAAAUGAUAGAUAUGGAGUGGAUACGUUUGUGUUCAAUAGCUUAGUAUGGGGUAGGAUUAAGCCGAAAGAAGAUGUUUUGUUGAGGCCGGCGUAUUUGAACGACCCAUAUGAAGAAUAUGGAGAUAUCGUCGACUCGAUACCGAGGUUAGUAGCUAAGCCCGCGUCGCCCAAAGUUCCUGAGGAUGAACUACCAUCUACUAUGGCUAGUCGACGGGAUAGGAUUCUUGCUAUGCUAACUCCCGUUCAUGAAAGCUUUAAAAAAACCCAAACACGAAGAACCGAUAGUGAAACAGGCAGUGAUAUAGUUGAAGAAGAGGAAGAGUAUGAAGAUGAGGAUGAGGAUGAGGAUCAAGAUCAAGAUUAUGAAUAUAUUCAUGAAGAAAAAUUACAAUCACUUGUGAAGAAGUUGAAUGUUUCACAAAAUGAUAACUUCACAAGAAAACCCCGAUCAGAGAGAUUAAAAGUCAAUUCUAAAUCUACUAUCGAUGAUGAACGCAAAAAGAAAAGAAAAAUAGAGUUCGACGAUGAUCAACCAUUGAUUUUCCUAUUACCUGAACAUAAGCGGAAGAUUUAUGAAUGCCGGAUGCCUCCGACGGAUACUUCAGUAGCGGAAAACCCCGAAAGUCCAGAUCAAUAUUCUGAAGAUGAAGACCCGCCAAGAACAUCUAGUAGAGUUUUGAGAGAACGUAAGCCCCGUUUCAACCUUUCAAUUUUAUAUGAAGAUUCCGAUGCUGAAUUAGAAGAACCUCAGGUCUUGAGUGAAACGGAAACGAAGACCCAGUCUGAAAGACUGACUCGAUCAUCCUCCCGGAAAAAGGCUAAUGAGAGCUUGGUUCAAACAAGAAAAACUAACAGUUCUACACCUUAUCCGAAAUCCAAUACAUCGAGGAAGCGAAAAGCUGAUUAUACAUCUGACAGUUCAAUCGAAAUGUCAAUUUCAAAACAAUCUAAGUUCACAAGUCAAGAUGAGUCAGAUGAAGAUGACGAUGAGACCCUAGACUUUUUCAUUAAACGUAAGAAGAUAAAGAAAAGAAUUUAUUUUUCCUCUGAAUCAAGUUCAGAAUAA